CCCACCCUUUAACCUACCGUCACAUCAGGACAUGACAAAUGGGGAGAGAGUGCUGCACUAGUACUCAACUGGUAUUUAUUUUCGGUUGAGUAGACUGGGAAAACAUGAAAUAAAGGGCAUUUAUAAAGAUCGCAACGAUCCGACUGGUCCAGGAAUUGAACUCACGACGCUAGGAUCACGAACCGAACAACCUCACUACCAGGCAACGCGCCUCCGUAUUUGAUGUAGUUUGAUGUUUUAAAUGAUUCACUGACAAAGACUAAUGUCUAAUCAACUAAUUUAAGGGAGACAACCACAAUAUUUUAAAGGUCUAACCAUCACAUUUUAUUUUCAUAUCCCUACAAACAUGUGCUUUGUUUCUAAUUAGAAUAAACCAAUUGCAAAUCAAAAUGAAACUUUAUCGUGUCUUGUAAUUCAAGAUAAUUUCUUAAGCGAUUUUUGGAUCGACCGGAAGUCAAUCAAAAUUAUUACAUUAUCAUUGGAAGCUAAGUUGUUGAGUAAUCAAUCGCUGAACCUUCGACAACACGCUAGAUAAAAAAAAAAUUAUAAUUUAUUACACAGCAUUUUCUUAAAGAUUGAUGGAAUUCAUUUACAACCCUCAAGAAUUUCAUUGGAGUCUUCCUGGUUGUUCAGAAUAUAAAGAAAUACCAUUAAGUAAGUUUGAUAAAAUAAUUAUUGAAAAAUGGAAUGAAGCAAUGCAAAAGGGAUACUUUAAAUAUGAGUUGAAUAUAAAGACCAAAAUUCUUCCUGGUAAACGGGGUUAUGUUGCCCAGUUAAAUCCUCUCAGGUUUAUUGAGAGAAGAAAACCUCAACAUAUUCAAAGUGUCAAUCAGGAAUUUGAUCCAAAUUCUUUCAACUUCAAUAAGAUUCAUGAAAAAGAAGUAUUACUGUUACCAGUUGGUUUGCACUGGAUGAAUCAUGAUCCACACGAUAAGUUGCAAAAUAAAAUUAUCAUCAAUGUGAGUCCUUUGGAGUUUGGUCAUUGUUUAAUUGUACCUGAAAUAAAUAAAUGUCUUCCACAGGCUGUCACUUCAUUUGGACUACAGCUUGCAGUAGAAUUUCUUUUACUCAGUAAACACCCUUAA
This is a messenger RNA of Octopus bimaculoides (California two-spot octopus), 1085 nucleotides long. Its product is annotated as GDP-D-glucose phosphorylase 1. NCBI's taxonomy places the organism in Eukaryota, Metazoa, Mollusca, Cephalopoda, Octopoda, Octopodidae. The record is from RefSeq and is a predicted model, not a curated record. Gene Ontology annotation, cellular component: cytoplasm. Gene Ontology annotation, molecular function: GDP-D-glucose phosphorylase activity. Gene Ontology annotation, biological process: glucose metabolic process.